CAUGCUUGUUACAAUUUACAACUAAUAGUCCCUAGUCAGAUACUUCACAGAGUUCACACCUACUACCAAGUACUAGUCAGUAGUCUGAAGUCUUAUCGCAGGCUAGUAUAUUAACCCCCCUCCACAAUCUAACGAGGCUACACGAGGGGAUGGAAAGGCGAGGCAAUCAUGGAAUAAUGUAGUAAAUGUAGCAAAACAACUAAAUAAAUCGAGUGUGCUACCACUCGAGCAGCGUGUGUUUUCAUUGUGGUUUUAGCCAUCUGUGGUCUAUUCAUCUGUGCCUUUGAGUUUUGACGUUUGGUAAUGAAAAGCGCGCGAAUCUGUUAGUUGCUACCAAACAAAUAAGUCAAGUUUUGAAACAUUUCUUGAACAGCAAAAGAUAUUCUAAUCUAAGAGCACACAACAAUCAUGGAUUUUAAAAUAAAGAGAAAAUCUACAAAAUCUGCUAUAGCAGGAGGGCUUUUGGAGACUUAUCCGCAUGAUCUCCAAAUGUAUAAACUCCCACCUGUCGGAGAUAUAAGCUUACAGGAGUUUGAAACUCUAGCUUUGGAACGACUAACAUUGUUAAGAUGUUUAGCAACUGCAACAACAUUAAAGGGAUUGAGAUUAUAUUCAGAAGAAUGGUGCGAUUUUAUUUUGGGUGAUUUAAGAAGUCAAGGAAUAAAAUAUUAUGUCAAACUUUGCGAAAAGUCAGGUUGCAGCACCCAGGACGUAGAUUUACAAGCAAGGCGAAAGGAUCAUAUAGCUCACUUUAUUCUGAGGCUAGCUUAUUGCAGAACAGAAGAAUUGCGGAGAUGGUUUAUUUCUAGAGAAAUAGAGUUAUUUCGAAUGCGUUUUAUGACUAUGAAAGGUGAUUCUGUAGAUAAUUUUUUUACUAUUAAUAAUUUAUGCUACACUAAUAUAUCUGAAGAAGAAAAAGAUGAACUUAUUAUAAAUUUACGAGAGUCAACACACCAUCCAAAUAUUGAUAAGAUGAAAUUUUAUAAGGUAAAAUUUUUUGAAGUACUUGAUUUGGUUAAAACAAGGAAAGUAUACUUAAAGGGUGGGUAUGCAUAUAUUUCACAUAAAGAUUUUAUAUCCGUUUUGACAGCUCAAUAUAGAGUCCAUUUAAGGCAGAGUCUUGCCAUUGCAUGUCACCAUCUUGGUGAGAUAGAACAAGAUGAAAGGUUAGUUUCUUUAUUAAAAGGAUUACAUCAAUCAUAUACUGGCAAUGACUACAGUGACUCAAAGGCUGUUAUUCCUAUAGAAAGUCUUGAUUCAUUGUCCAUAAAGUCUUUUCCACUCUGUAUGCGUCAACUACACGAGUUCCUUAGAUCGACACAUCAUCUUAAACAUGGAGGCAGAUUACAAUAUGGAUUAUUCUUAAAAGGAAUUGGUGUGACACUGGAAGAUUCUCUUAAAUUCUGGAGAGAAGAAUUUACAAAAGUUAUGGAUUUAGAUAAGUUUGAAAAACAAUAUUCUUACAAUGUAAGAUAUAACUAUGGUAAAGAAGGAAGUAAGAAGAAUUAUUCACCAUUUAAUUGUUUGAAAAUAAUAAACAAUAAUGUGGGCCCUGGAGAAUGCCAUGGGUGUCCCUUUAAACAUAGUGAUGCAAAUGUUUUAAAAAAUAAACUGAAAGGCUAUGGAUUUGAACAACAAGCUCUACAUGAUGUGGUUGAUUUAGCAAAACGAGGCCAUUACCAAAUAGCCUGCAGCAAAUAUUUUGAUGUGGUACAUAGUUCUAACAUUGGUCUAGGAAUUAAUCAUCCCAACCAAUAUUUUGAAGAGAGUCAGAAACUACUUAAAGGGGAUUUAAAAUUAGAACCCAAAAAGGAUAUUAAACCAACUAUAAAGCAUGAGAAAAAUGACAUAGAAGAAAUGGACUUUGAUGAAAACUUUUAAUGAGUUUUGUUUUUAAUAAAGAUUAUUUGUCUUUAA
This is a messenger RNA of Pieris napi, 1917 nucleotides long. It is a transcript of the gene Prim2, whose product is annotated as DNA primase large subunit. The transcript is spliced from 2 exons. Gene Ontology annotation, cellular component: alpha DNA polymerase:primase complex. The record is from RefSeq and is a predicted model, not a curated record. Gene Ontology annotation, biological process: DNA replication, synthesis of primer. Bases 409 to 1881 code for a protein of 490 amino acids. NCBI's taxonomy places the organism in Eukaryota, Metazoa, Arthropoda, Insecta, Lepidoptera, Pieridae.